ACGUGAACUGUCAGAACUGUCGCCAUUCGCGAAUGUCACUUCUAUGUCACUUCUGAAUUCCAGUCGUCAAUCGUCAGUCAUUUUUUGGGGACCUAUUUUGUGGGAUAUUUUCUUGUUUCUGGAACAACUUUCUAAAUUUUAAGUGUUAAAAUUUCAGUUACUUAAUCAUCUGUAAUUAAGAAAAACUUACUGUGCUCUCUCCUCGAUAAUUAUAAGAGAGACGUGCAGAAGUAUUUUUUGGCUAUUAAUAAGAAUUUGAAAAUGUCUCAAUCACACUACAGUGAUGCUGAAGAUUCUUUUGCUGAAUCUGAUGUGGGCCUUAGAAAAAGAAAAAUUUGGGACCCAGACAGUGAAUCAAUAGCUUCAGAAAUAAAAGAUUUAUUGGAGGAUGAUGUAAAUUCAUUAGUAGAAGAGGACUGCAUUGGUUGUCCACUACCUUCCACUCCUGAAGAUGAAAAUGUUUUGGAUUCUGAAAUAAGUGACGUGCUUAAGGCAGCGGUCCUAGGUACAGGUAGAGUAGAGUCUGCUAUAUUAGUUGCAACAGACUUAUUCUAUUAUUCAGUCAUUCCUCUCAACAUGCAUUCAAAAAUUCUAUAGGAUAACGAUUUCUUGGAAAAAGGACAUAGACCACCUUUACCUAGUUAUAGAGCAUGUUUCAAGAGUAUCUUUAGAAUACAUACUGAAACGGCAAAUAUAUGGACCCAUUUAUUAGGAUGUGUUGCAUUUAUAGGCAUUGCAAUUUAUUUCUUGAUGCGUCCUCAUUUAGAAAUCGAAAUCGAAGAGAAAGUUGUGUUUGGGGCAUUUUUUGCUGGCGCUAUUAUUUGUCUCGGAUUUUCCUUUAUGUUUCACACUGUAAGUUGUCAUUCUCAGUUUGUGGGAAAGUUGUUCUCCAAGCUGGAUUAUUGUGGAAUAGCUCUACUUAUUAUGGGGAGUUUUGUUCCGUGGCUAUACUAUGGAUUUUACUGCCAUUUUAAACCCAAGGUUAUUUAUCUAUCAGUGGUUUGUGCUUUGGGAAUUACCAGCAUAAUGGUGUCAUUGUGGGAUAAAUUUUCUGAAUCAGGAUGGAGACCCUUUAGAGCGGCUGUUUUUAUGACAUUUGGACUUAGCGGAAUUAUUCCUGCAAUUCAUUUUGGCGUUGUUGAAGGGUGGUUUACUAAAGUUAGUCAACAGUCACUUGGAUGGUUAAUAUUAAUGGGGGUUCUCUAUAUUUUUGGUGCGUUGCUAUAUGCUUUAAGAGUGCCUGAACGAUGGUUUCCCGGCAAAUGUGAUAUCUGGUUUCACUCGCAUCAAAUAUUCCACGUUUUUGUUCUUGGCGGAGCACUAGUACACUACCAUGGUAUUUCUGAAAUGGCAAUGCAUCGGGUAACAAUAGGACAGUGUGAAAUACCUGAUACUUUGAUAUAUUAAUUUGAAAUCAGAGAUUAGAAUAAAAAUAUUUCCUCAAAACAGGGAACCAAAGAACAUAGAUUUAUUUUCUCUAAUUGAUCUGAUCGUUAUACGUUAAAAGGAAAACAAUUAAAUAGGAUUGAUAAUUUUAUUUCUUAAUACUCAUUAAACUAAAAAUAAAAAAGGGGUAUUAAGAAAAUAUAAAAUUUCAUCUGUCAGCUUUACGUUUUUGAUUUGGCGUUGGUAUUACUUAUUUAUAUCACUGUUAUAGUCAUUUCAUGGGACACUUCAAUGUUAUAUUGUUUAAUUGCACUAUAAUAGAUUCAAUAAAAACAGGUAUUCUAAAUACAUUCUCUUUAAACAAUUGAAUCAUUCUUAUUGUUUAACAAAAGUAUAAAAUCUUUCAAAAAAUUGUUUGCACAUAUGCAAUUAUAUAUUUUAAUAGUCUCUCUUUGUUUGUGCUUAGUUUUUGUAUAUAAAUUGGCUUUUGACAUUUAAAGAUUGCACUUCUUAGUGAUAUAAUUUGUGUGGUAUAAAUACUAAAGUGUUAAUAAAAAUUAUAUAUUUUGCUAUUCAUUAUGUGAAGACUAAACUUUUAUAACUAUGUAAGAUGUAGUGGAAAUUGUCCGCAGGAUUUUAUCCUUGACAUCCUAUAUAAUAUUUAUUCUAAGAUAAUAAAACAUGAAUAUGCAGGAUAUGUGUAGUGAUAUAAAAAGCAACUUAAGAUAAUUCAUUAAAAAUAGAUGUAAGUGUUAAGUCUUUUCUUUAUUGUUAAAUGUUUUACACUGGUACCUGGAUAUAUUUGCAUAUUUGUUUCCUUUGACAUAAUACUUAUUAUCGAACAAUCAUUUUUCCUUAUUUUAUUUAAUUAAAAAUGUGUUUUUAUUUUAAAUUAUUUUAUAUUUAUCUUAUAAUUCUUUUUAAAUUCUUAUAUUUUUUAUGUGGUAUAUACAGUGCGAGUCAACAAAUAUAUUAAGUAAACUACA
Sitophilus oryzae (rice weevil) is the source of this 2372-nucleotide messenger RNA. RefSeq names its product adiponectin receptor protein. Gene Ontology annotation, biological process: adiponectin-activated signaling pathway. Lineage: Eukaryota; Metazoa; Arthropoda; Insecta; Coleoptera; Curculionidae. Gene Ontology annotation, cellular component: plasma membrane. The record is from RefSeq and is a predicted model, not a curated record. Gene Ontology annotation, molecular function: signaling receptor activity. The transcript has 8 exons.